UCCCCUCCUCUUCCUCCUACCCCCUCCCGGCUUUCGUUGACCCCCCCUACCCCCCAGCGUUGGGAGGACGGUCUUUGCUCUCUCCGGGAGGGCUUAACGGCGCUCCCCCCACUUGGGACCCUGCCAGGGCAGAGUCCGAGCCCCCCUCCUCCUCCUCCCCGCGCUGAACGCAGCCCCGGCCGGCGAGAUAAAGUUCCCGGCCGAGGCAGAGAAGCAGACGGGGCGAUGGCGGCGCGGGGCGAGGCCGUGGAGGCGGCCAACUUGGCCGUGGUGGUGCGGGCAGCCGGCGAGCUGUGCCUGGAAAACCGACCAGUUCCUGAACCUGGUCCUAAUGAAGUACUUUUGAAAAUGCACUCCGUGGGAAUCUGUGGGUCUGAUGUCCAUUACUGGCAACAUGGGCGAAUUGGAAAUUUUGUGGUGAAGUCUCCAAUGGUGCUGGGCCACGAAGCAUCAGGAACCAUUGUUAAAGUAGGGUCGUCAGUAACCAAGUUAAAGAAAGGUGAUCGGGUAGCUAUUGAGCCUGGGGUUCCGCGGGAAGUCGACGAAUUCUGCAAGAUUGGACGGUACAACCUCUCACCGACCCUCUUCUUCUGUGCGACCCCUCCAGACGAUGGGAACCUGUGCCGAUAUUACAAGCACGAUGCCAACUUUUGCUACAAGCUUCCAGACAAUGUCACCUUUGAAGAAGGCGCUCUUGUUGAGCCCCUUUCAGUUGCAAUUCACGCCUGUAGAAGAGCCGAGGUGACAUUGGGUAGCAAAGUCUUCAUUUGUGGUGCUGGACCCAUUGGGCUCGUGACUUUGCUUAUUGCUAAGGCGAUGGGAGCAGCACAAGUGGUGAUUAGCGAUUUGUCUGCUCCCCGCCUUGAAAAAGCGAAUGAAAUUGGGGCUGAUUUCACCAUCCCGGUCAAGGGGCAGAGCCCUGAGGUGUUGGCCAGUAAGGUGGAAAGCUUGUUAGGUUGUAUGCCUGACAUCACUUUGGAAUGCACGGGGGCCGAAUCCUGCAUCCAGACUGGAAUCUAUGCAACGCGUCCUGGUGGGACUUUAGUUUUGGUGGGUCUUGGCCCAGAAAUGGUCACCGUGCCCAUCGUGACGGCUGCGGUGCGUGAGGUGGACAUCCGUGGGAUCUUUCGAUACUGCAACACGUGGCCCAUGGCGAUCGCGAUGCUCGCAUCGAAAAAAAUCAAUGUGCAACCGCUGGUGACCCACCGUUUUCCUUUGGAAAGGGCCAUGGAAGCGUUCGAGGCAACUAAGAAAGGGAUCGGGAUAAAAAUUAUGCUGAAGUGUGACCCAAACGACCAGAAUCCCUAAAAAACAUAAAAUAACCCCAAUCAUUGCAUCCCGUUCUACUUUCCCCUUCGGGAGAAUUAAGUCCGAGGAGAAGAAAAUGUAAACAUAGUGACUCAGAGCCUUAAACCGCCGAUAAUGUAGAGCCCUCGUCAAGGAAAUAAAUGUUAUGCAAAUGAUUUGGAAACUUGAACCUUAACCUUUGAGUUGGAAUGAAUAAAUGACCUCUGUCCUUACAA
This is a messenger RNA of Thamnophis elegans (Western terrestrial garter snake), 1523 nucleotides long. RefSeq names its product sorbitol dehydrogenase (gene SORD). Gene Ontology annotation, biological process: D-sorbitol catabolic process. Gene Ontology annotation, molecular function: zinc ion binding; L-iditol 2-dehydrogenase (NAD+) activity. The coding region runs from base 226 to 1308 and encodes 360 amino acids. The transcript has 9 exons. Lineage: Eukaryota; Metazoa; Chordata; Lepidosauria; Squamata; Natricidae. The record is from RefSeq and is a predicted model, not a curated record.